Messenger RNA from Chiroxiphia lanceolata (lance-tailed manakin), 2073 nucleotides. It is a transcript of the gene RTN3, whose product is annotated as reticulon 3. The transcript has 7 exons. The record is from RefSeq and is a predicted model, not a curated record. Gene Ontology annotation, biological process: endoplasmic reticulum tubular network formation; neuron differentiation; brain development. Gene Ontology annotation, cellular component: neuron projection; postsynaptic density. NCBI's taxonomy places the organism in Eukaryota, Metazoa, Chordata, Aves, Passeriformes, Pipridae. The annotation marks the transcript as partial.
AUGCACCGCGCGUCCCGCGGCUGCCAUGGCAACUGCUCCCCGUACCGGGCAUGCGCAGCGCCCCUCCCCGCCGCUGCCAUGGCAACCGCGCCCCCUCUCCCGUGCAUGCGCAGCAGCGCCGAGCUGCGGCGGGAGGGCGGCGCGUUUCUAUUGGUUCUCUCCUCCCAGCCCCGCCCCCCAUGCCGCCAGAACGAGGCGCUGAUUGGCUCGAUAUCUUUGGCCACGCCCCUCCCCUGUUGCCGCGCGGCACCGAUUGGUCACGGUCUGUCUGGUCACGCCCCCCGCGGCACCGCCCCUCCCGCAGUCGGGGCGCGGCCACCGCCCCGCACGGACGCGCCCUCCCCGCGCUCCGCCGCCGCCGCUGCCGCCGCCGCCGCCAUGGCCGACCCCGCCGCGCAGUUCCCCGUCGUCUCCUCGUCCUCCUUCCCCUCCUCCCCCUCCUCCGUGCGGCCCCAGCCCGGCGGCUGCCGCGGCGGCUCCGUGUCGUGCACCGAUCCCCCCAUUUCUUCCUCCUCCUCUUCUUCUUCUUCCUCCUCUUCCUCCUCCCAGCCCGUUUCUCUCUUUGCGGCUUCACCAGCGACCCCAGCCCCGCCCGGCCGGGGGGCGACCCCGGGGCUGCCCCCCCCGAGCCCCCCGGAGUCCCCGGAGUCGCCGUUCGAGGUGGUCCCCGACCGCGCCGCCUUCGACCGCGAGUUCGGCCCCGCGCUGGCCCAGAUCCCCGAGGGCCGCGAGUGCCACUUCGGGCCCCCCCCGGCCUCCCGGGGGGUCGGGGGGGGGUCGGUGCCCGGCGGGACCCCCGGCGGGACCCCCGGCAGGGCCCUGGGCCGGCCCCCGCCCGGCUCGGCCGCGGCGCUGGAGGAGGUGUCGCGGUGCGUGAGGGAGAUGCACAGCUUCACCAGCGAGCUGCUCACCUGGGACCUGGUGGAGGGCAACGGCCACCUGGGCACCGGGGACGGCCACCUGGGCGUCGGGGACGGCAACCUCGGCAUCGGGAACGGGCCCCCGGGCGCUGCCAGUGGCAACCCGGGCACCGGGAACGGCGACCUGGGCACCGGGAACGGCGGCCUUGGCGUCGGGGACGGUGUCCUGGGCAUCAGGAGCGGCGACCUUGGCGCUGGGAGCCACGGCCUGGGCAGCAAGAGCGGCGGCGGCGGCACCGGGAAUGGCAUCUCCGGCGCUGGGAAGGGUGGCCUUGGCACUGGGAGUGACGUCCUGGGCAUCGGGAGUGGCGGCAGUGGCGGCACCGGCGUCAUCGGGAACGGCGUCCCCGGUGUCGUUGGAGUUGGUGCCCCUGGAUUUGGAGUUGGUGCCCCUGGAUUUGGAAUUGGUGUCCCUGGCGUUGGAAGUGGUGUCCCUGGCGUUGGAGUUGGUGCCCCUGGAUUUGGAGUUGGUGCCCCUGGCGUUGGAAUUGGUGCCCCUGGCGUUGGAAUUGGUGCCCCUGGCGUUGGAAGUGGCCUCACCGGUGUCCCCGGCAUCGGGAACGGCUUCGCUGGAGGUGGCCCCGGUGGCCCCGGUGGCCCCGGUGGCCCCGGGCCGGGUGUCCCCGGCGUCCCCCCCGGUGCCGACGGCGACAGCUCCGGUGACUCCGACAGCACCGUCAUCGAGGAGGGGCCGGGAGAGGCCCCCCCGGAGCCCCCCCGGCCCCGCGGGGUCACCCCCGACGUCCCCCCCGAUGGCCCCGGGGUCGGGGACUGGGAGCAGGAGCACCAGACCCUGCGGGCGCUGCGGGAGCUGGGGGGGCCCCCCGAGACCCCCCCGGCCUGGGGCCUCCCCCGCCUGGCAGUGUGGGAGCUGCUGUUCUGGCGGGACGUGAGGAGGAGCGCGGUGGCCUUCGGCGCCAGCCUGGUGCUGCUGCUGUCCCUGGCCACGCUCAGCGCCGUCACCGUGGUGGCCCACGUGGCGCUGGCCCUGCUCUGCGUCACCAUCAGCCUGCGCGUCUACAGGGCCGUGGUGCAGGCGCUGCAGAAAUCCGAGGAGGGACACCCCUUCAGGGCGUACCUGGACCUGGACGUGACGUUGUCCCCCGAGCGGUUCCAGGCCCAGGUCGCGGCCGUGGCCCAGCACCUGAACCGG